UAUGUUUAAAUUGAUCUGAUUGUCCAGUAGAUUAAAGAUGGUUGUAAUAAUUGGACUCGAGGGAAGCGCGAACAAAAUUGGCAUUGGGAUAAUUCGUGAUGGAGAGGUUUUAUCUAAUCCUCGUCGAACCUAUAUAACUCCACCAGGGCAAGGAUUCCUACCCAGAGAUACGGCUAAACAUCACAGGGAACAGGUUCUUAUUGUUCUCAGGGAGGCGUUGGAUCAAGCUGGACUCAAACCAAACCAAAUUGAUGGAAUCGCAUAUACCAAGGGACCUGGAAUGGGAGCCCCACUGGCUAGUGUAGCUGUGGUAGCUAGAACUAUUUCGAAACUUUGGAACAAACCUAUUCUGGGUGUGAACCACUGUAUCGGGCAUAUAGAGAUGGGAAGGUUAAUAACAGGUGCCGCCAACCCAACUGUACUGUACGUCAGUGGCGGCAAUACGCAGGUUAUUGCGUACGCAGAGAAAAAAUACAGAAUUUUCGGCGAGACGAUUGAUAUAGCGAUCGGUAACUGUUUAGACCGGUUUGCCCGUGUUCUCCAGCUGUCUAAUGAUCCUAGCCCAGGGUAUAAUAUAGAACAGACUGCCAAGGAGGGAAAUAAAUUUCUUCAGCUCCCUUAUGUUGUUAAAGGAAUGGAUGUUUCCUUUUCAGGAAUUCUCAGCUUCCUUGAGGAGAAAGCGGAUAAGCUUGUCGCUAGUGGAGAAUAUACAAAAGGGGAUCUUUGCUUCUCUUUACAGGAAACAAUAUUUGCUAUGCUGAUAGAAACUACAGAGAGAGCUAUGGCUCACUGUGGUUCAAGAGAAGUUUUAAUUGUUGGUGGAGUAGGUUGUAAUCUCAGACUUCAGGAGAUGAUGGGUGUAAUGUGUGAGGAACGAGGAGGUAAACUGUAUGCUACAGAUAUGAGAUUUUGUAUCGACAAUGGAGCUAUGAUUGCCCAGGCUGGUUGGGAGAUGUACAAGGCUGGAGUAAGAACAGACUGGGAGGAAACGGGGAUCACCCAGAGAUACAGGACUGACGAGGUCGAUGUUGUCUGGAGAGAUUGAAGUCAAAUUAUUCUUGUGAUAUUUUUUUUGGAUGCGGAAACGAUUUUAAAACCCACUUUGAGAAUAAGAUGGAUUUAUUUAAUUCAAAUUUGUUUUUCACUUUUUCUUUUACUUCUAGUCUUCUCUUUAACUGAUGAAAAUGUGCAACGAUUUCUUUACAUCGUAAACCUUUCCUUUUUCUUCGUCAUGGCUGUGAUAUUUUUUAUUUUAGAA
Molecule: messenger RNA, 1258 nt
Organism: Eurytemora carolleeae
Lineage: Eukaryota; Metazoa; Arthropoda; Copepoda; Calanoida; Temoridae
Gene: Tcs3
Product: probable tRNA N6-adenosine threonylcarbamoyltransferase
Exons: 13
Coding region: 38-1045 (335 amino acids)
Biological process (GO): tRNA threonylcarbamoyladenosine modification
Cellular component (GO): cytoplasm; EKC/KEOPS complex
Source: RefSeq, a predicted model, not a curated record